AUCUUAUUGUCUAGAUGGUACGAGUCAUAGCAAAUCUUUCAAUUCAUCCCGAAGUUGGGCCUGAUAUUGCAAAGAACAUGGAAAUAGUAGAACUUUUAGUGCAAGUCUUAGAAGUCAAAGAUUUUACUACCAGCGAUGAGUUGGUUCUUAAUACUAUCGCUACCAUCAGCAAUCUUUCCUAUUACGCUGAAGAAAACACGGCUUUAGCAGUGAAACGUAGCACUGUAACACAAUUAUUGAUGGGAAUGUUGGUAGCCGAUAAUAUGGACGCCAUUCUCGAGGUCUCGCGUGUUUUUGGAAAUUUUUCUCGCUUCAAAGAUGUUCGAGACAUAUUAUCCAGCCACAAAGUUGAUGAGAUGAUGAUAUCAUUGCUGGACUCAGGCAGUCAUGAGAUCGUGUACACAGCCUGUGGCGUGCUAAUCAAUUUAAUGGUCGACCCUGAGAAACGUUCAGUCCUCAAAGAGGAAGGCGGCAUUAAGAAGCUGAUCGAUGUUCUCAGAGAUUUCGGCAAAAUUGAUUGGCAGCUCGCGGCAAUGGUUUGUCAAACGUUAUGGAACUAUGGGUAA
This is a messenger RNA of Dendronephthya gigantea, 566 nucleotides long. RefSeq names its product armadillo repeat-containing protein 2-like. Bases 15 to 566 code for a protein of 183 amino acids. Gene Ontology annotation, biological process: cilium organization. Gene Ontology annotation, molecular function: protein binding. The transcript has 5 exons. Lineage: Eukaryota; Metazoa; Cnidaria; Anthozoa; Malacalcyonacea; Nephtheidae. The record is from RefSeq and is a predicted model, not a curated record.